Hydra vulgaris (swiftwater hydra) is the source of this 2111-nucleotide messenger RNA. Its product is annotated as early growth response protein 1-B. Lineage: Eukaryota; Metazoa; Cnidaria; Hydrozoa; Anthoathecata; Hydridae. The record is from RefSeq and is a predicted model, not a curated record. Gene Ontology annotation, molecular function: RNA polymerase II cis-regulatory region sequence-specific DNA binding; DNA-binding transcription factor activity, RNA polymerase II-specific. Gene Ontology annotation, biological process: regulation of transcription by RNA polymerase II.
UUAACUUCAGAAUAAUCAACGCUGGCUCGUUGUUAACACGUAAAAAUUAGAAAGAAAAUACUAAGUCGGAUCGCUGGUCGAUACCGCAAAUAACACUGCUGGUCAGUAAGUUAUAAUAAAGAAUUAUCAUGGAAGCCUCAAAUUUUGAAAUCUAUUUUCAAUCAGCUGCAGUUAACCAAAUUCUUGGUUAUGACAACUCAAGCAGCUUGCUUCAUUCCUCAUCUGUCCCAUCAUGCCACCAAUCAUCUAUAUAUCUAGAAGAUUUAAAUUCUCAAGCAGUGCCUAAUGUUGAUAACUUAAAAGAGUUAGAUUUAUCAGAUGAGUUUAAUGACUAUGAAUCUUACAUGGGUAUUAACUCAAGCAUGGAUAUAUCAAAAUCAAAUGUUAAACAUGAGCAUGAUAUUUUCCAAGAUCAAGUUCCCAGUCCUUCUUCAUUUUCUUGUCAAUCAAGUUCUUAUGAUUACCCUUCACCUGCUUAUAAUCCACCUAGUCCUCCCAAUUAUACAUCAGAUGGUUCUUCUUAUUGCAGCUCUGCUGAAUCUUCAUAUAGCAGCUCAGUUGGAUCUCCUUAUCGUUCUUCUUCACCUCUGUCAUGCCAAUCUUCUUCGCCAACUAACUUUAACCAUUACAGUAGAAACCAAACUUCAAACUGGUGGACUCAGCAGCAGAAUAUACAAAAGCAAGAACAGUGGUGUAUGUCUCAUGGUGUAGAGUUCCAACACCAUCCUCAAAAUGUGGAUCAGUUAAAACAGAGUUCAUUUGGGCAAUGUGUUUUAUAUGACAACAUGCAAAGUUGUCUUGAGAAACAAAAAUAUCUUAUUGAAAAAAUUCAUUUGCAGUUUUUGGCAAAUCAACAAGAACAAGCUGAUCAAAAUUAUAUGUCUAUAAUUAGCAAAAUCUCUCAAACUGAACAAGAGAAUAUGAAAUAUUUAAAAACAAAUCAAGCUUCAGCUUUUCAAAAUCCGCUAAAGCAAAUAUCUCAUCCUAUAGACAUUCCAAAUUCAUCUGCUCUUGUUAAUUCUUUGAAUUGUCAAUCAGAUUUUAAUAUACUAAAAGAAAGGUGUUUUGAACCAAUAAAAUCAACAAAAAUACCUUUAAAUCAGCGUCCUUAUGCCUGCCCAGUUGAUAAUUGUCCACGAAGAUUUUCAAGAUCAGAUGAGUUAACAAGACAUAUGAGAACUCACACUGGACAAAAACCAUUUCAGUGUCGAAUAUGUAUGAGAAACUUCUCUCGAUCAGAUCACCUAACAACACACAUAAGAACACAUACUGGUGAAAAGCCAUUUGCAUGUGAUAUAUGUGGUCGUCGAUUUGCACGUUCAGAUGAACGACGGCGUCACAUGAAAAUUCAUUUAAAAGAACAACAAAAAAAACAAGACAAGGAAUUAAGCAAGUUGAGCUAUCUGCAGUCCUCUACCAAUCAACAAUCUAUGAACUUCAUCUUGAAAUCAUGCUAAUCUAUUUAACAUGUUUUUUUUUUGUUAUUAUAUUGUUUACUCUACAGAAUUUAUUGCCUGAUGGAGCAGAUUUUGUAAAUAUUUAUAUAGUUUAUAUUUGGGACAAGUCCCUUUCUUUUGUUAUAAAAAACAAGAAGCUUAUGUUUAGCUAAUUAAUAUUUUAAUGAUUCUUUUUAAAGUUUAUUUUCUGUUUACUGCAUUUUUUUGCUUUUCUUUUUUCUAUUAAUUUAUAAGUUUCUUGUCUUGAUGUUUUUUUUUAUUUGAUUUAUUCAAAAACCAGAAUCUAUGAGUUUUGACUCCACUGUAGUUCUUUCAAAACUGAUAUUUGUAAUAUUUUAUUUUGCUUUUACCGGGCGCUACAGUGAAUCUUAUGAAAUAGAUGCAUUCAGUUAAGUUUGUAUAUAUAUAUAUAUAUAUAUAUAUAUAUAUAUAUAUAUAUAUAUAUAUAUAUAUAUAUAUAUAUAUAUAUAUAUAUAUAUAUAUAUAUAUAUGAUUUUUAAAUGUGCACCUGAUGAUGUUUUGUUGACAUUUUUCAGCCAAUAUUUUAUAAGCUACGAUAAAUGUAAACAGUUUUUUGGCUAUAUCAUAGAUACUGUGUAAACAAAGAAAAAAAGGACAUCUUGUAUAUCUUUUGCUGGUCAAAUUGUAUCAAGA